This is a messenger RNA of Archocentrus centrarchus (flier cichlid), 2608 nucleotides long. It is a transcript of the gene cdipt, whose product is annotated as CDP-diacylglycerol--inositol 3-phosphatidyltransferase (phosphatidylinositol synthase). The record is from RefSeq and is a predicted model, not a curated record. Gene Ontology annotation, cellular component: membrane; Golgi apparatus. Gene Ontology annotation, biological process: phosphatidylinositol biosynthetic process. Gene Ontology annotation, molecular function: CDP-diacylglycerol-inositol 3-phosphatidyltransferase activity. The coding region runs from base 138 to 776 and encodes 212 amino acids. Lineage: Eukaryota; Metazoa; Chordata; Actinopteri; Cichliformes; Cichlidae. The transcript is spliced from 6 exons.
UUCGUGGUUUCCGGUGAAGAAGGUUCUCCGAGGCCAGGAAGUGACCUUUUCAAACAACUACCUGCAGGUUCGCUCCGGUGCGGAUAGACGCGGAACCGGCGCUCCGUUUGGCGCACAGACUGCCGCAGACCGCAGACAUGGAGCCGGAGAACAUUUUCCUCUUCGUCCCCAAUUUAAUCGGUUAUGCCCGGGUGGUGCUGGCCCUGAUCUCCUUCUACCUGAUGCCCUGCUGCCCGUGGCCGGCCGUCUUCUGCUACCUGCUCAGCGCCCUGCUCGAUGCCUUCGAUGGCCACGCCGCGCGGGCACUCAAUCAGUCCACCAAGUUCGGCGCCAUGAUGGACAUGCUGACUGACCGCUGUGCCACCAUGUGUCUGCUGGUCAACCUGUCCCUGCUCUACCCCUCCUACACCUUCCUGUUCCAGCUCAGCAUGUGUCUGGACAUCGCCAGCCACUGGCUGCACCUGCACAGCUCGACGAUAAAGGGAUCGGCGAGUCACAAAACCAUUGACCUCUCCGGGAACCCCAUCCUUCGCCUCUACUACACCUCCAAGCCGGUUCUGUUUGUGAUGUGCGCCGGGAACGAGCUCUUCUUCUGUCUGCUCUACAUUCUCUAUCACAUCGAGGAGCCUGCCGGCUGGCUCUACUGGCUGCAGGGACUCUGCGGGAUCAUCUGCCUGCUCAAGUCCGGCAUCAGCCUCCUGCACCUCGUCACCGCCUCCCAGAACAUGGCCGCCAUGGACGCCGCCGAGCGGGAAAAAGCCGCAAAGAUGAAGUGAGAGGUCGGGAGGAGGCGGCGAGAGCUGCGACAGCAUCAGCACAUCCGCCGCCAUUUCAUGUAUUGUUGUUUUCUAAAGGGAGACGGUAAAGUUUGUGUGUGUGUGUGUGUGUGUGUUGAGUUUGUCAGACAGGAGGAGGAGAUGGUUUAUGACCAAACACGGAGAAAAAUAUUCCAAGUCCGCGCCACAGUCUUUAAAUCAUAUCUAAACUCAUAACAGAAACAUGGAGCACAUGCAGGACGUGACGUACUGUUACACGGACAGGUGAAGUCCCGGUUUAUCCUCACCUGUUUUAUUCUGCUGUCAGAGCCACAGGUGUGAGAAUUAAGACAUUUAUUUCACAUUUUGUUUAUUUUAAUGUUUUUGUUUCCAUUAAAGCUGAAACGAGUUGAUUAAUAUCCAAUCUACUGAUUUUCAGCCACUAUUGUCGGUCAGUCGCUGCUGCUUCGUUCUGUCAGUUUCACAACAAAUUUAAAAAAACAUGAGUUUGGACAGGCAAAUAUGGAGGACCAAAAACAGAGUUUAAAAAUCACAGAGAGCAUCAGAACUGUUAAAAAUGACUGUAGGCAGUAAAUAAUUUACAAAAUGUGACAUGAUUAAUAUUUCAGUUGUAAAUUGCUUCUGUAGUUAUUUAUCCUUUAAAUUUUAAAUAUAUAAAUAACUGUAAAAAGAUACAGAAAUGAGGAAAUGUAAGGGAAAAAUGCUACAGACAUAUGUAGUAAAAAUAUAUAAAUAAAAACAAGUAAAAUGGGUAACAAAGGUGAAUAAAUUCAGAAAAGUUUUUUGGCAUUCUCAGACCUCCGUACUUGCAUAUCAACUUAGAAUUUUCCAGAUUUUUUUUUUUUUUUUUCAUUUUAUCGACCAAAUUAUUAACUGAUCCACAAAGUAACAAAAAACAGCUUUAUUGUUAUUAUUAUUAUUAUUGUUGUUGUUGUUGUUGACUCCAUCUGUGGUGUUUAUCAGACGUCUGGGCAGCUUCUUCUGGUUUUUGAGCAAAAGUAAUUUAAAAUUUAAAAAAGUAAUUUAUGCUUCAGGAAGUGAAACUCGGCUUUAAAAAAGCCGAGUUUUUUAAAGCCGAGGGGGGGGGGGGCUUUGGGGGAAGGCCAGAAGCUCUUUGAGCCAGCGUGGGUUUAAAUGAGCCAAUGAACGAGGAGCACCUGUGGACAGGUAGCGACCCGUUUGCCACCCAAAGGCUCCUCCCCCCUGAGUGUCAGGGAGGAGUUACAGACCGGUCAGUGCUUAAAUAAACCAGAAUGAUCCUUUAAAGUGAAAUCUAAACUCUGCUGGUGUUUCCUGUCAGGUGGAUUCUAACAGACUGAAAAUCCAUUUUUAUUCCUUAUUUUAUUCAGUUUUUGAUUCGUGAAUAAUGAAACCGUCCCUGAAACGACGACCAAAAAGCUGAAAUAUUCCUGUGUUUGUUCUGUUGCUACGCUUCACUUCCUGUUCCUGCUGGUUAAAGGUAGCUGUGGAGGUCGAGCGGCUGCUGCUUACUUAAAUAUUUUGAUGGUUUAAUUUUCUGGAGGGGGCGUGUCCUCUGUUAGCUCCUUAGAAACUGUACGUAUACCUCAGCCGAGGAGCGCCGAGUAUUACCGUGUGUGUCGCUCUGAUGGAGCCGAUCAGUGUGCUGAAACUUGUGGAUCCUAUUCGAUGGAACUCAUUUCCUAGAAUGUAUUAAUAUAAAAAUAUAUAUAACUGACAUGAAAGCCAAGUUUGAUGUCAUAUUUAAGAGGAAUUACGUGUCAUAAUUUAAAUAUUUGAUCCUUGUUUUGUUUUGUUUGAAUUUACUGUAAACAACAACAAUCAGCUGCAAAAUAAAAAUGAUUAAAAAGGUA